AUGUUCAUUUUAACAGGUUUUUUGUGCAGCACGUCUGAUUUUCUGCGAACCUACUACUACAUAAAUCAGAGUAUGACAUGGGCAGCAGCUCAAAGUUACUGCAGACAGAAGCACAUUGAUCUGGCUACUAUAGACUCUAAGAAUGAUGUGAACCGGCUGAUAAGAAAUUUGGAUCCUGGGUACAGUGGAUCAGCGUGGAUUGGACUGAAAUGGGGGACAUUAAGUCGAUGGGUUUGGUCUACAGGAGAAGACACUCUUUCACAGUACAAGGCCUGGAUUCCAGGAGAACCUUCUGGUGAUGGACCAUGUGCUGAAACUUACAAUGGAGAUUGGAACGAUCUUUCAUGCGCUUAUGUUUUUAAGUUUGUGUGUUACAAUGGUGACGUUGGAAACGUCCUGAUAACAACUCCAAAAAACUGGAGAGAUGCUCAGAGUUACUGCAGACAGUAUCACACUGACCUGGCCACCAUUCACAACUCUGUGGACAAGAAUCAGGUAUAUAGUCUUGCUGGAAGUGGGCAACCGGCCUGGAUCGGUCUGUUUGCGGACUCUUGGCAGUGGUCUGACCAAAGGAGUUUCUACUUUAGAUACUGGGCAGCAGGACAACCAACAACUGGUGACUGUGUUGCCAUGUCAACAACUGACUCUGGGAAAUGGGGUACUUACACCUGUGUCCAAUCACUUCCUUUUAUCUGCUAUGAUGGCACCAAAUUCGAAAUGUAUUACUACUACAUAAACCAGAGUAUGACAUGGGCAGCAGCUCAGAGUUACUGCAGACAGAAGCACAUUGAUCUGGCUACUAUAGACUCUAUGAAUGAUGUGAACCGGCUGAUAAGAACAGUGGAUCCUGGGUACAGUGGUUCAGUGUGGAUUGGACUGAAAAGGGGGACAGUGAGUCGAUGGGUUUGGUCUAUGGGAGAAGACACUCUUUCACAGUACAAGGCCUGGAAUACAGGAGAACCUUAUGGUGAUGGACCAUGUGUUGAAACUCACAAUGGAAUUUGGAACGAUUUUCCAUGCAAUACUCAUUUAAACUUUGUGUGCUACAAUGAAAGCGUUGGAAACGUCCUGAUAAAGACUUCAAAAAACUGGAGAGAUGCUCAGAGUUACUGCAGACAGUAUCACACUGACCUAGCCACCAUCCACAAUUCUGUGGAGCAGAACCAGGUAUAUACUCUUGAUGGAAGUGGGCAACGGGUCUGGAUCGGUCUGUUCGCAGACUCUUGGCAGUGGUCUGACCUAAGGAAGUUCUACUUUAGAUACUGGGCAGCAGGACAACCAACAACUGGUGAUUGUGUUGCCAUGUCAACAGCUGACUCUGGGAAAUUGGCUACUUACAUCUGUGACCAAUCACGUCCUUUUAUCUGCUAUGAUGUAUAUCAAAAACAGGUUAUCAGAUUAAACUUGUCCUGUCGAGGAAAAUGUAACAUGAAUGAUUCUUCACUACAGGCUGUCAUUCUGAACGAGCGCUUCAGACAGCAGAGCAGCCGGUGCAACGGCAAUGAGGAAGAUGUAACACUCUCAGAGACGACGGAGCUGGAGAUGACCUGGCAGGUGGCGAGACAGCAGAGAGCACAGGUAAAAUGCGAUAAUGACAAACUAGCUAUUGAACUAGGAAGGUUUCAAAAACUGGACUUUAACUAG
This is a messenger RNA of Paramisgurnus dabryanus, 1644 nucleotides long. RefSeq names its product macrophage mannose receptor 1-like. The record is from RefSeq and is a predicted model, not a curated record. Lineage: Eukaryota; Metazoa; Chordata; Actinopteri; Cypriniformes; Cobitidae.